UGUAAAUCUAUUGUGUUGCUUCCUCGUUUAAGAAUUUUUUAGAAUUUUUUGCUAGCAGUCUAUUGUGGUUAGCCUUGUCAGCAGGCUACCCCAUAUAUUCUCUGUUGCGAUCCCUGUGUUAAAUCAUGGAAGUCCGAGGACCAAAAGAAGCCAAGGAGACGCCUGUGUAUUCUGGUAUUGGUUCAUGCUCUGGUUCAUGCCUUUGGGAUAAAGCGUAAACGAUGUUGCAAGGGCCGCACCGUAAUACGAUUCAUUCAAAUCAUCAUGUAACCAAAUAGAGGAUUAAGAGUAAUGCGGUUUCGCCGAUGUUCUGCAAACCCAGACAUGAAUUCACUAAAAGACUGUUUGCAAAAUUGGUUUUGAAGUGCUACCAGUCAAGAACAUAAAAGAUACUGUCUGGAUUAUUUUUGAUUGAUGGCAGGUAUAAAUCAAAUGGAGAAUGGGGGAAUGGAACGAGCGAGGCUUAAAAUGGUUGGCUAUCAAAUAUUUGAUUUUUAAUACGCAAUUCCAUGAACAGAAAGUGAUGAAACAUGAUAGUAUAGGCGUCACACAACGCCUCGUUCUUUAGUAUACCUCACAGAACACAACACUGCGAGAUUUCAGUAUUUUCCUCCAAUUUGGUCUUCUUGCGGCGUGUUCAUUGAGUCAUUUCGAAGCCUUGCAUUGAUUUCGAGGUGGUCAGCAAUGGUGGUGAUUUUCAGGCUCCUUCCUAAUUGGUUGUGCAAGAAUUUCAGAAAGAUCCGAGUCCUUACUGUGGUGUUGUUUUGCUUUAUUACAAUCAUAUAUUACAAUCAAAGACUACCUCCUCCACCUCCUACUAGUCCCUCAAACGUCGUAUGGCCAGAAUUUUCUCUGCAUCUGCCUUUUGUUGAACCUAAUAUCAGUUUCCCAGACAGGAACAUCUAUCUGGCAGUCGCAGUGAAUUCUGCUGCCACAGGGCACAAAUAUCGUGGGCUGAGAAAAGCUAUACGAGAAACAUGGGGAAGCUCGUUGGAGUACACUAGGAACAAGAUUUGGAAAGUAUUUUUCGUUUUGGCGAUAAGUGAAAACAAAACUGAACAUGAAAUGAAUCUACAAGAAGCAUCGCGAAACAACGAUGUAAUCAUUGGGAAUUUCACAGACAAUUAUGAAAGCGUUGUAUUAAAGACAUUUAUGUCUCACUACUGGGUAACCACGAGAUUCCCUUCAUGCAGGUAUGUAUUGAAGACAGAUGAUGAUGUUUAUGCUCGAGUUCCAAGGCUUUUACAGUGGCUAGAACGAGCUGGCGCUCCUAACAGGUUUUAUGGAGGAUAUGUCAGCGUGGGCUUUAAGACUGUCCGCGACCCAAAGAACAAAUGGUUUAUUUCGAAAAGUCAAUAUGAAAAAGAGUACUGGCCGCCGUUCUGUCAUGGAGCUUUCCAUGUACUUUCCACUGACAUUCUUCCACAGUUUUUUAAUUAUACAAAAUUCGGUCGAAAGCCCUUUCACACGGAUGAUACUUACUUGGGUGUAGUGGCUAGUGAAUUAGGAAUCGAAGCUAAAACGUUGCCUGGUUUUGACCUUCGAUAUCACACGGAGUACAUCAGACCAAGAUCCGCUUGCGAUCUUAUUACCUCUACGACGAUGGGACACAUGAUAGAUGCUUUCACGAUGAUGAAAUACCACAAUUUUUAUACUAAAGAAAUGAAAUUAGGAAAAUAUAUACGGCUUAAGUGCUUAGUGUCACAAAAUGCAAAACUCUUUGCUAUUGCUGCUGUAGUGAUUUUCUGUCUAUUGAUAGGAAGGCUUUUUGGAGCUACAGUAUUUAGAUGGAUCACUAAACUAUGGCAGAGUGUAUGUUAUAGUUCAACUAUUGAACAUUAGUAGAAAAUUAUAUAUAACAUAUUUACUAUUUUAGUUGAAAUCACACAUUGCAAAUUCACUCGUAAACGUACACCUCGAUUUAAAAAACUUUUUCUCCAAAAUUUGGAUAGGACGAGACGUAAAAAUUUCACUUAGGAAGUUUGAAGAAAAAACUUGGAGCAAAUGUGAUUAGCAAAACUCCCAUACAGUAAACACCCGCACAUAAGAACCUAGGUUUUUCCAAGUUAGGCUAAACAGGUUCUUAUAUAACAGGUGCUUUAAUUUGUAGGAUAAUUAGGUUCUUAGUAGGUUCUUAUUUUUAUAUGGAAGAUAAAAUCAAUGUAAAAAUAGGCCUUGUAUGACCCAUUUAAAGUAAUUAAUCUAAAGCAUAUUAAGAUUUAAGAUUUGAGUUUGAAUUGUUUUGGACAAAUGGCUGAAUUACAAGUGCAGAGAUAGCAUCAGAGACACAACAACUUAUGAUACGAGCUGCAUGACCCUAAUGUUAUGACGAUUUACAAAGUUUUCAUAGACUACAAAAAACAAUUAUUAUUAAUAGAGAGUCAAGUGUUUCAUAUUUUCCUGGAGAUCUUUAAGGUUCAUUUUUAAAAAUUAAGAACCUGUUUCAAAUCUUAGUCUAAAUAGGUUCUUAUAAAAAUGGAUCAUGAUUGGAUAAUUUUAGGCUAACAGGUUGUUAAAUUUGAAGUUCUUUCGUGCGGGUGUUUACUCUAUUUGAGGUUUAAAACGUCAAUUAAUUUUUAAAAAAAUGAAUUCAAUGAGUUUUUAAGAUUUAAUGCUGAUUUUUUGCAAGUGGUCAUCCUCAAUACUUGGAAAUAGACAUGUGAAAACUUCAAGGCAAUCCAUUCAAUGGUGACGUUUCUACAGCGCGAUGUUUUAUGCUUCAAAUUUUGGAUCGAAUUUUCAAGCGGCGUCAUAACUUUUUUUUUGCCCAAGACUUUCCAUCCAAAUUCAUACACGAUAGCUGAUAAGAUUUUGAAAAUUUCCUAAAAGUCGUACCUGAGGAUGAGGAGAAAAAAGCCAAAUACUGAAAAUAGCGCUGUUUGAUCAGGGUCUGAAUGGGGUCACCAUUUAACAGCUGUUUCAGCAGAGUUGUUUCGGAUCUGAAAAUAGUGCGAAUACCAUGGUUUUGAAGGCAUCUUCGCAAAGUUUGGGAUACGCCAUCUACAUAAUUGUAGUAAAACUGUUGUUCUGUAUGCUGGUUAGUCUUGUUGGCUGGCUGGUCUCACCAUCUACAUCUGUUGUUCUAUAUGCUGGUUAGUCUUGUUGGCUGGCUGGUCUUGUUUUGGCAAGACAUCGCACGACAUUUUAGAGAUAUUUAUUUGCAGACUUUUUUCACGAUAUAUCGCUUGGCGUGCUGGAAUUUUGCAAUGAAAUGUCCUAAAACGUGAAACAACUUUUUAGUCUGUUAAAAAAGGUGAAACUAGGCCAGCAUAAUAAGGAGAAAAUACGAAGAGCUGUUAAACAAUGGCUAGAGCGAAUAGAAAUCCUAACUAUGGCUUUAAUAGUGGAAAGACUGAACCUUAAAUUGUAAGAAAAUAUAGAUGAAUCUUUUGUUAUGCGUUUAUGAACAUGAUCAUAAAUCCAUUCGUAGGAAUGCUCGUACACCCCUGUCUGAACGGGUCACGCAAGCUGGUUUAACGGUCACCUCAUCGUCUUCAGCGCGUGUCUCUUCAUCUGAGUCAAAUUCAUAUUCGUCAAUUUGCCCAGUAUUUGAUUAAAGCUGCCAGACUAUU
This is a messenger RNA of Actinia tenebrosa (Australian red waratah sea anemone), 3572 nucleotides long. Its product is annotated as beta-1,3-galactosyltransferase 5-like. The record is from RefSeq and is a predicted model, not a curated record. Gene Ontology annotation, biological process: protein O-linked glycosylation. Gene Ontology annotation, cellular component: Golgi membrane. Lineage: Eukaryota; Metazoa; Cnidaria; Anthozoa; Actiniaria; Actiniidae. Gene Ontology annotation, molecular function: hexosyltransferase activity.